AUGGACACUGCUGCUACGGCCGACGUCCAGUUACUCGUCGCCCUCGCCAGACCCGUCCCGGACGUAAUGCGGGUUCUGCAAGAGGAGACCGCAUCACUACCCGAUUUAGUAGAACUGACGGCUAGGAUCAAGUCGGGUGACGCCCCCCCACAUUUGUCAUGGGCAGAUGGCCUCAUAUAUUAUCAUCGCAUGGGUGCUCGUGAGUGCAGAGUCCAAGACGAGGCAGACGUUGCUGCAAGAGCAUCAUUGCUCGCCGACCGCGGGACACCCGGGCCACGAAAGAACUCCACGAAAUACUCGACGCGCAAGCCGGCAGGGUUAUUGCAGCCGCUACCGGUUCCAUCACAGGUUUGGGAGGAUGUCUCGAUGGAUUUCAUCACCGGGCUUCCACAAUCCCGCGGGUAUACGGCAAUCAUGGUGGUGGUCGAUAGGCUUUCGAAGUAUGCUCACUUUGCCCCCCCUCCCACCAAAUUCGACGCCCUCCGAGUAGCGCAACUCUUUUAUUUGCGGGCGUUUGCAUCCGAUAAGCCCUCGAGAUGGACGAAUUUUCUACCUUGGGCGGAGCUCGCUCUAAAUUGUUUUCAUCACUCCGCGUUGGGCACGUCACCUUAUCGUGCCUUGUAUGGGAGAGAACCACCUUCACUAGUCGCAUCCCCUCCAUCGACAAAGACGCCCCCCAACGUGGCGGAUAUUAUCAAGCAGUGGGGGGAGUUAUUGGUCACCCUUAGGCGCAACCUCUUGCGGGCACAACAGCGGAUGGCCGAAGUGGCGAACCGGCACCGACGCCGCGUGGAGUUUGAAGUCGGAGAUAUAGUGUGGCUGAAACUGCAACCUUACCGGCAACACUCGAUUGCAAAGCCACUAUCGGCUAAGCUAGCCCCGAGAUUCUAUGGGCCAUUCGAAGUGUUGGAGAGAGGUGGCCCCGUGGCUUACAAAUUACGGCUGCCAGAUGGAAGUAGAGUGCACAAUGUGUUUCACGUAAGCUUGUUGCGCAAAUUUGUGGCUGGGGAUGAUGAUGUUGACGGGGUGAAACAAACUCCGCAGUUUGUGGGGGGUAGGCCGGUGGCCAUAUUGGAGGAACGGGUUAGUUGGCGCGAGGGGCGCCCAGAAAAACAGUGCUUGGUGCAGUGGGAAGACGAUGCUUCCACGCCGACGUGGGAGCCGGUCGACGCGAUUGGUAAGCAGUUCCCGGAAGUUCGCCUUGUGGACAAGGCAAUUCUUAACGGAGGGGGGGUUGAUACGGGCCCCCCGCCAACGGCCGCAGGAACAGAGCAGCAAGAGCCAGAGCCCCGGGAGGCCGCAGGAACAGAGCAGCAAGAGCCUGAGCCCCCCGGAGCCAACGCCGAGGGUGAGUGGUCAAAGGGAAGACAUGUCGGCGACGACGAGAUCCUUGAGGCCUAG
Salvia splendens (bonfire salvia) is the source of this 1401-nucleotide messenger RNA. RefSeq lists its product as uncharacterized. Gene Ontology annotation, molecular function: nucleic acid binding. NCBI's taxonomy places the organism in Eukaryota, Viridiplantae, Streptophyta, Magnoliopsida, Lamiales, Lamiaceae. The transcript has 3 exons. The record is from RefSeq and is a predicted model, not a curated record. Bases 1 to 1401 code for a protein of 466 amino acids.